CCAUCACUACAAUCCGAUGUGAGUUUCUCCGCGGUGUGUGUGUGUGUGUGUGUGUGUGUGUGUUCUUCAAACGGGAAAACCUCACACAGAGGGGUUUGUACACCAACAUGUAGCUUUAGAACAACACCACGGCAAUGACUAGUCCUCCGUUCUCACCGUCUGCUUCAGCGUAAAUACACGCCGCUUUUCGACCGGAUCCGAUGGAGGGAGCAGUGAGGCAGGCCGAGGCCGGGGGAAGCUCAUCCUCAGCCGGGGCCGCUGUGGCGGAGGAGACGGAGACCGUCAUUGGAGUCGGAUACGGGAUAGAAGACACUGCUGCUAAGAAGGCCUACAUAACCGAGAUGCCGUCCUCAUCCUGCCACCCAGGCUCCGGCCCUGAGAAGAAGAUUGGCCACAGGAGGGUGGAUGCCUCAGGGGAGACCACGUACAAAAAGACGACCUCCUCGGCCCUGAGAGGCGCGAUCCAGCUCGGCAUCGGCUACACGGUGGGCAACCUGAGCUCCAAACCCGAGAGAGAUGUGCUCAUGCAGGACUUCUACGUGGUGGAGAGCAUCUUCUUUCCAAGCGAGGGCAGUAAUCUGACUCCAGCGCACCACUUCCCAGACUUCAGGUUUAAAACCUACGCCCCCGUGGCCUUCCGUUACUUCCGAGAACUCUUCGGGAUUCGACCCGAUGACUACCUGUACUCUUUGUGUAAUGAGCCCCUGAUCGAGCUCUCAAACCCCGGAGCUAGCGGAUCCAUCUUCUACGUUACACGUGAUGACGAGUUCAUCAUCAAAACUGUGCAGCAUAAAGAGGCGGAGUUUCUGCAGAAACUGCUUCCUGGGUAUUAUAUGAAUCUGAACCAGAACCCUCGGACGCUGCUCCCCAAAUUCUUUGGCCUGUACUGCAUACAAUCUGGAGGGAAGAACAUCCGGAUUGUGGUAAUGAACAACGUCCUGCCACGCGUCUUCCGCAUGCACCUGAAGUUUGAUUUGAAGGGCUCCACAUACAAGCGCAGAGCGUCCAAGAAGGAGCGAGAGAAAGCUAAGCCUACCUUUAAAGACCUGGACUUUAUGCAAGACGUGCCUGAUGGAUUACUGCUAGACACGGACACUUACAACGCCCUGGUCAAGACCCUGCAGAGGGAUUGCCUGGUGUUAGAAAGCUUUAAGAUCAUGGACUACAGCCUGCUCCUGGGCGUCCACAAUGUGGACCAGGCUGAGCGUGAGCAGCAGACAGAGGGUUCUCAGAGCAGCAGUGAUGAGAAGAAGCCUGCAGCUCAGCGAGCACUUUACUCCACAGCAAUGGAGUCCAUUCAGGGAGGAGCUACCUGUGGAGACUCCAUUGACACAGAGGACACAAUGGGGGGAAUCCCAGCAGUGAGUGGGAAAGGCGAGAGGCUGCUGCUCUUUAUUGGCAUUAUAGACAUUCUGCAGUCUUACAGACUCAUUAAGAAGCUGGAGCACACAUGGAAAGCACUGGUCCAUGAUGGAGACACAGUAUCAGUGCACAGGCCAAACUUCUAUGCUGACCGGUUCUACAAGUUCAUGAGUUCUACAGUAUUCAAGAAGAGCUCCUCGCUGAAGUCCUCUCCAUCGAAGAAGAGCCGCAGUGCACUGACGGUGCCCAAACAUAGCGGGCCUGGGGCAGCCUGGUCAGCCAGUCAACUCCCCUCAGAGCGAGACCACCACAUCUACGACCUGAGAGGAGCGCGCAGCUUUCCUGUGCUUGAGAACGACGGUCUGCAGCCGUGUACUCCUCCAUCAUUUGAGGAGGCCACCACAGCCUCGGUUGCCACCACUCUGUCAUCCAACACGUCCAUAUCGAUCCCAGAGCGAUCCCCCUCUGACACAGCAGAGCACCCCCGCUACAGGAGGCAAACCAUGACUCUAAAAGACAACGAUGGAAGGAUGGUUGAUGUCCAUGAGGAGGACCAGCAGACUAUCACGGUGCAGGUGGAGGUUAAGCGAGAGACGGAAGACGAGGAGGAGAAAGAAGACACUGUGAUAGAGGAGAAAGCAGAGUUUGAGGUUGAGAAGGAGUCUGUGAUCUCCUGUACACCACUUCCUACAGAGAGCAGUGUGCCCGGGGAAGCCGAUAUCCUCUCCCUGCCAGAAAUCAGAGAGACUGAGAUUCUGGACGACAUCAUCCCAGAGACAGUCGACCAUCCACAGACAGCAGAUCUCCUUCCACCUGCGUCACCACUGGCAACUGUCUCUCUUGAGGAUGUCACCCUGGAAACAGGCACCCAGGCAGAAGCAUCGGUGGCCCUGGAGUCAGGUUCUCCGGAUACGCGGGCUCUGAGCUCCACGCUCGGCAGACAGCAAUCCGAGUCCCUCAGCCAGACAUCUGUGGACGAGGAGGUUGUGCCAAUCACCGAUAUCUAUUUUCAGCCUCCAGAGGACAGGAGCUGGGUUUAUUCCCCCCUCCAACACCGCUCCGAGUCUCAGCCCGUAUCUGAUGGAGAGAACGAGGCAUAAACUGUACGCAGUGUGAUAGGUGUUGGUUAAACUCGGAGCUGCUCUGUCCUUUCGUCGUUCACGCCCAUGAGCCCUGCAGAAGGGACCCUGCUUUGCCAAGCAUCAUGGGAAGAAAUAGUAUGGAACUUUUCAGAACUAAAAGAAGAAGAGAAUAUCAUCAGCCAGUUGAUGCUCGGUCCUUUCCCAUGUCUCCUUCUUGUCCUGAAUCAGAUCACGCAAACGUGAGAACUCUCACAUGAAGGAUUUCCUGAUUCCUGUGACGUGAAUAUAUUACUCUCUGCUCUGAGCAUCAUUCGCCAUUAUCCAAAUCUGAUCGUUUCCUCUGUCACAGUAAGCACUCUUCCAUCACGUCUCGGUCAUUUUAGUCUUUACACAAUCUUUCUAUGUGCUGGAUUUGUUUUCAUUAUUUAAUUACGUCAGUAAGUCUGUAAUUUACUGGUGAAAACUGAAACAGUUUACUUCUCCAUGACGCUGUGAUGUAGGAGUUCCCCGGUUUGGGGACGGACGCUGCUCUUUCACGUCUUCUACAACAUAUCAGUGGCCGUGGCUCAGACGUCGUAACUGAGACACAGCCACGGCUGUAAGGACCUUUCAGGGUUCGAGAUUUCAUUUAGAGCAUAUCAAAAGAGUGCUGGUGCAAAGUACUGUGUCCCAAAAAACAUCAGUAUUCCCAACAUCCACCACUACUGUAGUUCAUUUCACUAAUGUAGAAGUGAACUUGAAAAAGUGUCACGUUUUUAUGUUUUUUUUUUUUUCUUUUAUAUAAAUUAGGAUCUGUAGGUGUCAUUUUGCUUCCUAGCUAUUUUUAAUUUUAAUUUUACAAUAGAUUUGGGUUAGAUUUGGUCGUGUAUAUUGAGUUGUACUGUUUUUUUAUGGAAACAACACUUCAAUAUAGUUUACUGAAUCAUUCCUAAUUUCUGAAAUUCUAUUUAAAUAGAUAAUCUCAGAUAUUCAUGGUCUUACUGCCAUGUGACUGUGUGUUUGUGUGUGUGUGUGUGUGUGUGUGUGUGUGUGUGUGUGUGUGUGUGUGUGUGUAUGUAUGUAUGUAUGUAUGUAUGUAUGAAUGUAUAUAUGUGUGUGUGUGUGUGUGUGUAUGUGCCCACAAGUGCGUGGUGGAGUCUUAAUACUCAAUACUGUGGUCAAAAAAUAUUAAAAUGUAUUAAAAUUCCAUUCUACAGCUAUAUAACUCUAUAUAAAACUGUUUAUAUUGUUCUUACUUUCUUCAAGCCAUGUCCCAUUUUGAAAGCUUUAUUUCAUGCAUAAAAUAUGUACAAUUUCUUAUUUAUUACCGUUUUUAACAUUAUUUGAUAAAAAAUCCACAUCAGCUUUAUAUGUUUUUAUUUUUAUUUUUUUCUAAAUGAUGAAAUGUAACUCAAUUCCAUCUCGAUAUUGAAUUUGGUGUAGCAGUAUAAUCCACAGCAUCACAAUACAGUAUGUGUGAUUGCCUUAUUUGGAUAAAUUAUUUUGAUAGCUAACAAGAAUGGAUAAAUUUCCCAACGUGUUCGUAAUCAAUCAGCGUGCUAUUUUUCCAAAUAUAACGACACAGCUUGUGUUGUAGCUAUAAUGUACAUAUGUUACGAUCAGUAUAGUGUAGUAUGUUUUAAUUGAUAGGGCUUUUAUUUUUGAUUGCAUGUAGUAAAGGAAAAAAAACUAGGAUGGAAUAUGUUAAUAACACGAGGAAAAUUUCUUCUCCUGUAUUCCAAACCAAGUUUGUCGGAGGCUUUAACUGUUGAGAUGUCUGGUGUAAAACUCUACUGUUUGUAUGUGGUGUGAAAAAAAAAAAAAAAAUCCUCAGUAGUCAGUGUGUGUAUGAGUGUGCGAGUGUGUGGAUGUGUAUUUUAUUUGUUGAGGAAGGUGUGCUUUAUUGGAAUUUAUGUCCAAUGAUCUUUUCCUCAACGGCGUUGCAUGUAUUCAGCACUGAGAAGCUCUGCUGAGAUAUUUAUCUGUGUCCGUCUCUAAAGGCGUUUAACUGACGCCCUGUGUGUUUGUACAGAUCAGUGGAUGAUUAAUGGUGUAAAAAAAUAAAAUUAUACUUAAAAAUAAUUGGUUUAUUUGUUAACUUGUGGUGCAAGGAGUAGCGAUGCCUUCUCAUACUUCCCUGGUAUGAUCCUGAGUUCAGGAUACUGCCUGUGUGGACUUUUUUACAUCUUCUCCUUCUCCUUCAUCUUCUUCUUACAUCUCAUCUGAAUGGGUUUCCUCCGGGUUCCCCAGUUUCCUCUCACCUCUAAACAACAUGACGGAAGGUGGAUUGGCUGUGCGGAAUUGCUCAUAAGUGUGAAUGAGUGUGUGAAUGUGUGUGUGCUUGGUACCCUUUGAUAAACUGCCAUCUCAUUCAGGGUGUAUUCCAGCCCAGUGUUUCUCGGGAUAGGAUCGACCCGACCCUGACCAGAAUCAAGUGUUUAAUGAACUGUACGUGCUUUACCCACUUUUAGUGUUCUGCUAAUGUUUUCACAUUUUUAAGACACACGUCCUGUGGUUAAAGAGAUUCUCCUGAGCCUGAUUAUUAGCCAGAGGGCCUUUAUAACUUAAUCAGAGUCUAGAACUGUGCUGCUGUGGCUAAGUACCAUUCUGAGGUUCACUCACUCACUCACUCACUCACUCACUCAUUCACAGCAAUCUGUCAUGUAUCAGCUUGUAAUUUCUUCUUAAUUUCUUUGUAAACCGUACUUAGUUUCUUUGUAAACAGUUCUCAGUUUCUUGGUGAACAGUAAUAAGUGAAAUGUCGGAUAGUCUUUUCACUAAAGAGCUUAAAAGAUUUUUCACAGGAAUAUCAGAGGGAGAGCUCGAGCUCAAGCUUGAGGAACUUUCUGGACAAGAAAGUGGUAAGGACUACAAGGACUUAAGGACUUAAAUUGACUGAUUUUAAGUUAGUCCUAAUUCACCUUGAUUUUAUUCCUAAAUAUGUUUGGACACCUCGCAUAGAAGUGUUUGCUUCAUUUUUCUACUAUUUUAAAAUAAUAAGGAAGCCAUUAACACUAUGCAAUGACACAUAUGUAAUAAUGCAGUGACCAAGAAAAUUAUUAAACAAAUCAAAACCAUAUUAUAUUGAAAUGCUACAUUUAGAAAUGUUCAGCACAUUCAUGCAUGAGCUGAAUAGAGAGAUUGAUCGCUCAGCAGUCUUUGGAGUUGCUGACCUGCAGGGAAUCCGCUCCAAUAACCUGAAGGUACAGUUACUGGAAAUUCACUCACUGAUUCUGCAUCUGAAAUCACUUGUUUUGCCUGGUAACAGAAUUCUCUGUGUUCUACCUGAGCUUGACCUUUUCUAGACAGGUUUUAUUCUCAUCAUCACCAUCUGGAUUGAAACUUGUGCUGUCAUGGUGAACUUUAGCAAUCUCUCUCUCUCUCUCUCUCUCUCUCUCUCUCUCUCAAAUUCAUGAUGUAGCCUUGGAUGGAGAAUGUGGUAACGGAGUCGUACAAUGUCCUGCACCUUUCGGAGCAUCUGAGACCCACAGAUCUGGCUGUGCCCUCUCUACACACACUCCUCAGAUUAAGCUCCAAUCAAAACCCAGUAAGAAAUCUUGUGCCAACAUGACUGUGGGAGUUUGGGGUAUAAGUAUAGUCUGGGUUUGCACCAGGCAAGCUCCCAGGAUUCAGCCCCAAUGUACAACAGGCACAGAGACACAUGUAAAGUUAAGAGUGUCUGUUUAUCGAGAAUCAGAAUCAUUCGCUCUGUCAUCAGGAGACUGCAAGUUUGAAUUCAUUUUAAAAUGCCCUCCAUAUCCAGAGACCCUAACCCCGGCCUCCGUUAUACUGCUUUUAAAGAAGACAAAGAUCCAACACUUUGUAGUUUUUCCGACUCCUAUCAUUACAAAAUGUAGAUGCAAAGAUAUUGGCCAAAGUACUAGCCUGCCGAAUUCAUCGAAUAUUUCCGAAAAUAAUAACUCCUGAGCAAACAUGGUUUAUUAAAGGAAGGCAGAUGUUUUUUUUUUUUUUUUUUUUCAAAAGCUUGGCUGGGAUAAUUCUAUCCCAGUAUUAGUGACACUUGUGACAGAUGUCACUACUCUGCUUGUAAUGUUUUUCCUCUGUCCAAUGCUACAUAGAUUCUGGUGUAACUACUUUAUGACUAUGUCUGCAGUUCUUAAAAUUAAAAUUGAUGUCUGCCCCAGUAUAGCAAUUCUUGGGGUGCCAUUGGAUUUAUCGCGGUACAACCCAAAGCAAUUAGAUCCUCUGACCUUUACAUCUUUAAUAGCAAGUCAGUGGCUUAAAGACACCAUGUCAUUUUUAAAACAGGAAAAAAUAAGAUACUUGAUUAGAAGAAACUGAAAAAUUCACGAGUAGAUGACUAUCAUUUCUCUUGUACUUUAACUCUCUGCAGUGUAUAUGCCUUUUUUCUUUCAUUCUCUUUGUCUAUCUAUACUAACUGGAGUGGGAAGGGUUUGGGAUUUUUUUUUUUUCUUGGUUUGCUGGUUGUAUUAGGAAUAGUGUAGCACCAUGUUAUUCUCUUUCUAUGUUUAUUAGAUUUGUUAAUUUGUCUACUGGUGGAAGAGGUAAAUUGCUUUAAUUGUAUUAAAUAUAAAUGCUUUUCCUAAAAAAAAAACAUGAAAUGUAAUCCACUGUUCGACACAGUCCUGGUCUUGUUGGCUCAAGAUUACUACUUCUUCUACUCUAGGAUGCAUAACUCCCAGAUUUCAUCUCAUCAUACUCUCCAGCUCUCUGAGAUGGACUCAGUGAGGAUGCAGCUGGCAGAUCUUUAGCAGCACCUCGUCAGGGCCGGGAGGAGAAGCUGGAGGUGUGCAUGGAGCUCCAAAAGAAAAUGUGCAUCUUUGAGAAAAUGGUCCAGUCCCUCCAGCUGGAGUUCAGUUCCUCCCAGCGCUCCAUCCAAUCACUAAGUUAUCAUCUCCACCGGUCUGAAAACAGUGUACAGUCACAGACAGUGGAGCUGAAAGCGAAGGAAGAGAGAAUCCACCUGCUGAAUUAAAGACUGCUCAACACACAAGAGAGCGCAAAGUUCAAACAGAAAGACUUCUAAGUCUGUGUCUAAGGAUCUCUCACACCCUUCAGCAGCAGCAGCUGAGUGCCACAGAGGAGCAGAAUCGUGCACUCCAGGAAGUGCUGAUGGCAUGUGAGGCACAAGUUCAGAAGGCUGAAAGAGAGAAACAACCAGAGGUUGAGAGCAAGGAAGAGUGCGAGAAGAAGACAAGGAAUAUGAACAAUUUGGCUUGAACAACCGGCUAGAGAUCACCAUAGAUGACCUGCAGGGGGAGCUGAAAAUGUCACUGCAGAGAGAGGAGAGUCUGAAGAGGAAUAUACAACAAGUAGAAGUGUAGAAGAACAAGUAGAAGUAGAACAACUGCAGCACAGUUUAGAUGAAGCCAAGGAGGAGGCCAGAGAAAUGGAGAUGACAGUAAGUUGACAACUGAGUCUUUACUGAAAAGAUUAUUGUGAUUGUAGUAUAAAAAUUCAGGUUAAAGGUAAUUAUGGAACAGAUAACUAAGGGUCCAUUAUCUGUGUUGUAUGAAUUAAUGAUUGAAUAAAUGUGUUUUUCAGUCGUAGGUUUAAAAGGAAUGUAGGUGAACGAGCAGAUCGCCAUGAUCAGAGGGCUAAAGAAGUCACUGAAGAAGGAACUAGAGCUUGAGCAAAUACGUUCAUUCAAAUUUGUUCACUGAUUCAUUCAGUCACAUUUCCUGUUAACUCAAAGUGAUGUGCAGAUUUGAGCUUAUGAUUAACGUUUUUGGUGUGCAUACUGAUUUGCUCACAGAAGAAACAGCUUGCAUGAUGAACAGUAAUUGUUGAACAGUAACAAUUGUUGCUAUUUUGUGUUAUUUUAUGUUUGUCCAUAUUCAAAAGGGUACAACAUUAUACAACCUUUUUAUCUUUAAUUCAAGGUUGUUUAAAAAAAAAACUUGACAAGCCAUCUUGCCAGAAAAAUGGACUCCUCAGUAUAGAUUUGUUCAUCUUAGUGAUGUGUUUAAAAAGACAGAAUCAUCUGUAAAUGAAACAUAUGUAUUGUCUGCCCUUUUCAGUACAGCAAACACACUAUAACAUGCUCUCAUGAGCAGGCUAUGUCUGCUGCUAAGUAACACAAAUCUACUUGAGAGUGUUGUGAUUUCAUUAUUUUGCCCAUGUGGUUGAGAUCAGAUCAACCUGCAUGUGGGAUUCCUGAAGAAAGUAAUAAUAUAGGAAGGUUUGUAGUAAAAAAUAA
Messenger RNA from Pangasianodon hypophthalmus (striped catfish), 8604 nucleotides. It is a transcript of the gene pip5k1cb, whose product is annotated as phosphatidylinositol-4-phosphate 5-kinase, type I, gamma b. Gene Ontology annotation, molecular function: phosphatidylinositol kinase activity. Gene Ontology annotation, biological process: phosphatidylinositol metabolic process. The transcript has 18 exons. Bases 201 to 2462 code for a protein of 753 amino acids. Lineage: Eukaryota; Metazoa; Chordata; Actinopteri; Siluriformes; Pangasiidae. The record is from RefSeq and is a predicted model, not a curated record.